This is a messenger RNA of Jaculus jaculus (lesser Egyptian jerboa), 2623 nucleotides long. It is a transcript of the gene Ubl3, whose product is annotated as ubiquitin like 3. Gene Ontology annotation, molecular function: protein binding. The transcript is spliced from 5 exons. The coding region runs from base 514 to 867 and encodes 117 amino acids. Lineage: Eukaryota; Metazoa; Chordata; Mammalia; Rodentia; Dipodidae. The record is from RefSeq and is a predicted model, not a curated record.
GGACGCCGCCACGCAGGGGCCUUGGCUCGCUGAGCACUGGGCUCGGGCGCGAGGCGACGGUGAAUCAUCGCCCGCGGCGGGCGAAGGAGGAAGGCGGAUUUAACCCCCUCCCACCCCGCUCCAUGUCCGGGUGUCACUCGGCUCCGUCCACCUGGCGCGGCCGGUCGCGGAGCUGCUGCUGCUGCUGCUGCUGCUGACGACGACGACGGUGACCACGACCGAGAGCGAACUGCCGUCCCGAGACUUUGGACACAGCGCGCUUGGGAUUGUCCUCUUUGCAUCAGAAACUGCCACUUGGGCUCCGAAAUAAUCAAUCAAUAACAAGACUAUUCUCAUUUUUUUUUUUUAAACUGGAAAGCACAUCACGAACCGAUCCAAAUUGUGAAGACUUACUUUCUUGAUUUUUUUUUUUUUCCUUUUAAAUUUCUGUAACUCCGGAGAACCUUCUCUUUUCUGGUUUUUUUUUUUUUCCUUCCUGCGUAAACAUCUGGGGUGAUCUAAUCAGACGGCAAGAUGUCCAGUAAUGUCCCGGCGGAUAUGAUUAAUUUGCGCCUCAUCUUGGUGAGUGGAAAAACAAAAGAGUUCCUGUUCUCCCCCAAUGACUCUGCUUCUGACAUUGCAAAGCAUGUGUAUGACAACUGGCCAAUGGACUGGGAAGAAGAGCAGGUCAGCAGUCCCAAUAUUCUACGACUUAUUUAUCAAGGACGAUUUCUACAUGGAAAUGUCACCUUAGGAGCAUUAAAACUUCCUUUUGGCAAAACGACAGUGAUGCAUUUGGUGGCCAGAGAAACAUUGCCAGAGCCAAACUCUCAAGGUCAGAGGAAUCGGGAAAAGACUGGGGAGAGUAACUGUUGUGUGAUCCUGUAACCACUGUGCCUCGCGUGCUGUGUGUGACGCAGGCCUUGUUUCCAUGCUGCUGGGACGAAGAGACCCAUAGCUUCAGACCUGUGGUUGAGUCUGCCUGCACAUCUGUGGACUGAGUUACUCAUGAACAUUGUCAUCUUUUCUCGUGAAGUAAAAAGAACCAAGAACAUUUUUCACUAUGAUUUUUUAGUUCUUGUAUUUCUUGUUUAUGUUGAACAGUUUUAAAACAUUUGAAUGCAGUCGAUCUCCAGGGGAAAAGUUAACAAGUUAUCUUUCAUAGCAGAAACCGUUUUGUUGCUACAAAAAUUUUUCAUCACCAGAACUAAUUAAUCAAGUGUUCCAAAUACAAUUUGCACUAAAAAGAUAAAAAAAAGAGUGACAUUACUUUCCUCCUCAUCAGAAUCUCUGAGUUUAUGGUACCUAGAAAUCCUUGUGUGUACAAUCCACACUGGAAGACACUCAGCAGUCCAUGAAGUUACUGACUGGGCCAACUUGAGAGGGGAAAAUGGAAAGGAAACUAAAAUGUUGAGUGAAUUCUACCAAAGUCAGCCAUGGUGGCUGUCCUGGCACAGAAUACUAAACAGUGUGACUAUUUUCACCACAACAAAUGAAAAAACAAAAUGUGCCUGUUAUUCAAAGCGCUCACUCAGCAGAGGCUGCUGAAACUCUUUUCCCUCUGACAUGCCCAAGCACCCCGGAGGCUCGUUGCUGAGUGCUCUUGUAGACAGCACAGAGGGCCAAGAGGGCGUCCCUGGCCUUAACGUGGAGGUGCCCGGCGCCCAGAGGCACCGAGCAGGAACGCUAGAAAACCUCAGCGACGGAUCUGUUUUAUGUAUUUGCAUAUCAAAAAAUGAGAUUUUUUUGCCGCAGUUAUUGCUCAUCCGUGACUUUGUCCCAUGUCAUGCUUACUCACUCGAGUGCAGAUGAAUUCUUUCAAGUCUCCACAAUACUCAGUUCAUUACUUUCUGUAGUUUGCAUCAGUGCUUGCAAGUGUAUUAAAAUCAAAAGCUGAUUUUUAAGGCAUACAUGGUUAAUAAUGCCACUCUUAUUUUUACCAAUAAUUUAAAGAUUGAUAUGCUAAAAACAAUUUGCACAGCACUAAAGCAUGAGCUAGUUUCAUCUAAAUCUGUAAAAACAAAUGAAAGAUUUUAUAUUUUUUUCACUGGGAAGAAAUUCUUCCUGGAUGAAAUUACAAAUAUGUGUAGACUAUAUUUAAUAAAGACUUAUAAAAUACCUAACUAUAGAAUUAAAUAUAGAUUGGCGUGUAGUAUAUAGAACAGUACUCCAUAUAAAUAACUUUAGCCUUUUUAAAAAUGGAGUUACAGGCUGACAUGAUGCUCUGUAUUUAAUAAGUGUCCUCGCUCUUACAAACAUCAAGUGUACAUGGGUUCCAAUGGUCAGCUUUGUUUAAAUGCAAUCAGGUUAUCUUAUUCGUUGUUACUGCUUUCAUGGAAAGGCUUUAUAUGCCGUAGGUCUACAAAAAUAUUGUUCAUACUGAUCAGAAUUAAAUUUGUAUAGAGCAGAGUUUUAAAAUGAAUGUAAAUAGCACUAAACAUUUCCUUUCGGCAACCUGUACUUACGGAUUCUUUCUGUAAACUAAAUAAAAAAAUUGUAGUGCAUUUUGGUGGUAAUUUCAAAGGUCUUGAUUAGGUCAAUAAUUGUUUAAGCAUUGUCUCAUGUAUGUUAAAAUUGUUUUCUGCUCUUAUUUCUAAAUCAUUUCAAAUCCAUUAAAUACUGUUCUGUUGUUGGUUUGGGAAUA